GUGGCAUCGCACUUUAUGCUGCGUUAAAGACAACUGGAAACUCGUGAAAAACGGGCUCCGACUGGGAAAUAUCGUUUUGUAUGGUCACCCAACUCGGAAUUCCAAGUUGAAAACUCGGGCAUCUUGGUAGAGCUCCAACUUUCCGUUCUGAAGAUCAUUAAAGUCAUGAUUUGACCUCGUUUUUUCCCGAGUUCCCAGUUGUCUUGAAAGCGCCAUUAUACUUAAACACGACCAACAAAGCUUUCUCCUCUGGGCAUCUUUCUCGCUAUACCGGUUUAGCGGAUGGGUGAAGGUUGAUGAUGGAGAGGCCCAGGUCACGGUAGCUAGCAGUGCGUGUAUGCGGAGAAAGAUUUAGUUAAACACCGAGUUUCAGUUUUGGAGAGGAUUCUAGUGGAUUUGCCAAGUGAUCUGUCUGGAAAUUAACCUGAUAAACAAGAUGAAGAGGGGCUUACUGCCAGAGGUGUCUAUCCGACUGCUGCUUCUGGUUGUCUUCCUUGUGACAGAGCAGCUUCCACCCUUUAUUCGUGAGAUCCAGGCAGAGGAGAUGUGGCUGUAUAGAUUUCACAGAGUGGAGAAUGACCAUGUCCCCACCUCUCUCAUGUUUAGCGUGGCGUGUUUCACUCCAUUCCUGGUGAUCCUGCUUUUCACCUUUCUGAAGAGAGUUGAGAGAGGAGACGUGAGAGAGGCCUCGCUAGCGGUGACUCUGGCUCUGGUACUGAACGGAGUUUUCACCAACGCCAUCAAGCUGGUCGUGGGCCGGCCACGGCCAGACUUCUUCUACCGCUGUUUCCCAGACGGACAGAUGAACCUGGAGAUGCACUGCAGCGGCGACCCAGAAGUGGUCAUGGAGGGCAGGAAGAGCUUUCCCAGUGGACACUCCUCCUUUGCAUUCACUGGACUGGGCUUCACAGCGCUGUAUGUGGGGGGUAAGCUGCGGUGCUUUAAUCUGGGGGGUCGGGGCAGGGCCUGGACACUGUGUCUCUUCCUCGCUCCGCUCCUCCUCGCCUUCAUGAUCGCUCUCUCCAGGACCUGCGACUACAAACACCACUGGCAAGAUGUGUUGGUGGGUUCUGGUCUGGGUCUGGUGUUCUCUUGGCUCUGCUACAGACAGCACUACCCCUCCCUCCAGGACCCUGACUGUCACCGGCCACUACGCCACAGAGAGACUGUUCCUGCUGUGCAGGAACGCAAGCUGGCCAACUCCAACUACAUAUUACCUCUAUAGCUGGCCAACUACACAUUACCCCUAUAGUGCUACUCCAACUAUAUAUUGGAAUCAAAUUAAAUUGUAUUUGACACACGCGCCGAAUAAAACAGGUGUAGACCUUACAGUGAAAUGCUUACUUACAAGCCCUUAACCAACAAUGCAGUUUUAAGAAAAAAUAUGUGUUAAAGUAU
Molecule: messenger RNA, 1398 nt
Organism: Oncorhynchus gorbuscha (pink salmon)
Lineage: Eukaryota; Metazoa; Chordata; Actinopteri; Salmoniformes; Salmonidae
Product: phospholipid phosphatase 5-like
Exons: 8
Coding region: 437-1225 (262 amino acids)
Biological process (GO): phospholipid metabolic process
Molecular function (GO): phosphatidate phosphatase activity
Source: RefSeq, a predicted model, not a curated record